Messenger RNA from Boleophthalmus pectinirostris (great blue-spotted mudskipper), 2732 nucleotides. RefSeq lists its product as uncharacterized. The coding region runs from base 262 to 2364 and encodes 700 amino acids. The record is from RefSeq and is a predicted model, not a curated record. NCBI's taxonomy places the organism in Eukaryota, Metazoa, Chordata, Actinopteri, Gobiiformes, Gobiidae. Gene Ontology annotation, cellular component: precatalytic spliceosome. Gene Ontology annotation, molecular function: single-stranded RNA binding; double-stranded RNA binding. The transcript is spliced from 11 exons.
AAGCUCUAUCAGGGAAGGGUCGAACUGGGUUCAUCCGGGCAUGACCCCUGCAGCUUCUCUGGAGGAAGGCAGUCUGCAGGAAGUUUGGGGGCGGUGGUGGUGGAGGGUUAGGUUAGCGCGAGUACAGCACGAGCAGCGGUACUGUGGUUUGUAGAGGGGGCUGGGCACCACUCACUCGAGGACUAAGUUCAGCUGACUUUUAAGAAAGUAUUUAUUUACACUAGGAGAAUCCUCCACACGAGGAGACCAGACGGAGAGAAGAUGUUACCUGGAGCACACCAAGGGAAGUCUGACGAGAGCGAGUUGUUUAAUUCUCUGAAAGCACACUUGAACAACAAGAACAGACUGCAGCCUUUCAUAGGCCUGAGCAGUAUAAUCGAGUGUGUUAAUGGAGGGGCACCCCAAAGAAAUGCAUUCUUCAUUUGUGAGGUGUGUGUGUGUCGCCUGGAUAUGGCAGACAUGCGGAAUCACAUUAUGGGAAGCCUCCAUAGAUACAAUUACAUUAAAACUAGACAGCCUGAACUGGUUUCAGAGUUGGGGGAAGACUCCUGUCUUUCAAAGUUAGCCUGGCCACUGAUGGAUAUUGCCAAAAAAAUUGAGGGAAAAGAAGGACCAGGAAACGUUCAGGUGGUAGAAUUUGACAAGACUUCAUACCAGCAGAUGGAAAGUCAGACUAAUGGUCUGUGCACUUUUUUGUUUUUUGAUGCAUGUUGGGUUUUUCUUAUUUGUAAUUUUAAAAUUUUUGUUUUGUUUUUUAACACCACAGCUGAGAAUGUCAUAGAUUUUUUAAGGGAUACCCUGAAGGAGACUGAAUCACAAAUCUCUGAAACGAUUACAGCCAAAAUAUGUGAACAGACUAAGUCCCCAUUGCAGCGAAUAGUCCUAUACAGUCCUCUGAAGAAGUCUUUACAGAAUUUAGCUCAGCACAGUAAUGUAUCUCAGAGCUUACCAAAGUCCUUAGUGGACAGCAGUUUUCUCAAUGACUAUGGAGAACAAACUCCCCUUAUUGGUCUUGUGAGGGUAAUCGAGUGUAAAAGUGAAGAUGGUCAGACGCACUGCUUUUUAUGCCACUGCUGCAGAGUCCGCUCCCAUAAAUCUGAUAUUAUUAGUCAUCUGACAAGCGCCUCCCAUAUCACAAAUUACCUGAUGGAAACUCAUCCAGAGCAGUUGGAUACGCUGGACUUAAAUGAUAGUUCUCAGGUGGAAUUACUGGCAGAAAAUUUGAAUAAAGAAGAAGGGGCAUACAAAUUAAAGGUGGUGCAAAUACCUGAAGUCCUCUGUAUUCAAAUGGCAGGCAAGAGUUACCACUGGUGUGUUAAAACACUUGGGUGGAACAAUUCUGAUUUCCCACUGAAAUGUAUUGCUGUUAAACGACAAAACGUGACCAAGUUCUCACAUCAAAAAGUUUCAAUGAAGGCUGAUCAGUUUCCACAAGGAAAAAAGAGGAAGCGAAAGACUAUUAAACAAAACAAGCCCGUGUUCAAGGUUACUCUGCCAAUCACUCAGGGCUCACUCCUUGUUGAGAGGACCUCCUUCAGCAAUGACAAUCUGCCUUUGUCAGUUAGACUUUCGCCUACUGACCAUGUGGGUCCAAGUCCUUUGUCUGAUUCGAGAUUUUCACCAGAUCCACUGGAUUUUACUUUGGACUCUUCGUCUGAGAUUUUUGACAGUACUUCAGAGAACAAUGAUCUCAGUUUACAAUAUCAACUAAAUUCACCAACUGACUACCCUGAGCAGGCAAAUGACCCCAUCAAACAAGAGCUGGAUGAACAAUGGACUGAUUCAUUUGAGGACCAAAAUGUUAAAAAAAUAAACAUUGACUCAAACGCUGAAUAUGUACAAAAAAUAUAUGCACCUAAACCAUUUAAUGCCCAAACUUCUACUCUAUCCCAUAGUGAAUACUUACCCCACAGCUUUCCAUGGUUAGUUGGGACACAAGAGAUUGCACCUCCUUAUUACCAGCAACCACCUCAGUACAUGGCCCCAGGAUCGUUUCCUCAGCAGAAUAUGUUCUCCUUGGGGCAAGUCCAGGGUGGUUGCAGGGUGGGUCCACAGAAACCUCAUGCAGGUAAUUCUUUUUCCCAUAAUAACAGCAUCACACUCCCUCAUGGCAGCCACUCUUAUUCCAGUUAUUAUACUGAACAUGGAGGAAACAGCCACCAGUAUGCUUCAUAUCAGGUCAGCAGCUCUGGCUGGGGAACAUACCAGUCACAAUCAAAUGAAAUGACUCAGUGUUAUGGCCCCUGUUGUGUUCCUCAUUAUCCAGGGGUUCCUUUUCCAAAUUCUGAUGCUGAAAUGACAUCUUCCAAUGCUAUAUAUUACCCUGUGUCAAAUUUCUACUCCAGUCACAGGUCCCCAUACUAACAGUGAGUUUUACAAUGAGUUCUUACUGGGAAAUUUAAUCAAAAUUGUGAUACAAAUUAACUUUUUGUCCACUUUAAAUAUUAGUUCAGUGUGAAGCUGUGAAGUAGACUACCCCUUGUGACAGAUUAUGACUCGUUUCAAUACACUGUACAAACGUGAAUGUAAUUAUGUUAUGCUUAAUCAGCUAAAAAACAGUAAGACUUUUUUUUCUUUACCCUUCCCUGUUUUUGGUUUACAUUCAAUGUUAAAAUGCAAAUGCAACGGUAUCUGUUUAGUACAAGUGAUUGCAUUCAUGUAAAGGGAGUAUGUUACGUUCAGUAUGCUGUCUUGUCUGUUCUGUAUUAUAUAAUAAAUAACGUACUAAAUAA